CACGCCGAUAGCCAUUCCACCUGUGAGCUUAGAAGAGGGGGAGGACGUAUGUCGUACAAGCAGGUACAUGCACGCCUAUGCACGCCUAUGCCCCCAUCUACCGUUCGUACAAUGUAUUCUCUCAUUGCAGCGAGGUCCUCUCUAUCAGGUGCCAUUCUCUCUUCAAGCGAGGACAAUAAGCAAAACAUAUAUAAUGUUCGCAGAUGUUCCGUCCCAUAAGGCGGCUGCAUCGGCGACUGAAGGAGUUCGACAGCUACCUGUACAUGACCAAGAAGCUGGAGGUACCCAUGCACAGGAUAUCAUACAGGCCUGUGUCGCUCCUGCAUUCUUAUCCUUUGUGUAUCUCCUGUAGUAUUACAAAUGGGCAUUCCUGUCAGUGACUCACAAAAAGGCAACAGAGAGGCCAUGAGCACCGACAAGCACUGUGUGCGUAUGUUGUCAGGAACCACCCGAGCAUGGUUCGUUUCCGUGAGUCGGUCAAGUUCGCCGAGCAGAUGUCGCGUCGCAACACAGAGGAGGUCGGCGGGCGGGCCAGUCAGGCCAUCGACGGCCUCCGCGAGCGGCUCUCGCGCCAGCCCUUCUGGGAGUGGUUCAACGAGUGGACCAAGGACAUCGCCGGCAACAACCGCAAGUUCAUCAUCCGCCAUUAUGUCCGGGCCGCAAGGGUGCUCGAGCGGUACCACCCCUACCGCAAUGCAACGGUCGCACAAGUGACCAAUGCCGUCAAGGAGAGCGAUGUGGGAAGGUUUAUAAGGAGUUACUGGCGGAGCAUCCCCUACCCAAUGACCUACUCUCUCAUUGCGGUCAACGGGGCGAUAUUUCUGAUCUGGUGCAUACAUAGAGCCCGGGAACGACAAGAUAUUAAAGCUUUCUGUCUGCCCACGUAGGUCUCUGGCGCGUGAGGGAAGAUACUGGGAGAGGGCAGAGAUGGUAGGAUGAGCCAGACAAUGACACACCCCACAAGGCGUUUGCGUGGUGUAGAUCUGUGUUGGUCGGUGUGCGUCGUGUUGUGUCGUGUCAGUACAUGUCCCCCACUUUCAUCAGCUUGGCUUUCAUGUGGAGGUCAGCUGAACAGCACAAAUCCCAACAGAACGCACAGGCAGUACGGGUGGAUGUGUGGAUCUGUAUGUGUACAUCAGGCACUUUAGUCUGUCAUGGGACAAGCUGCGUCGUGGCUACUGGCACACGUUGAUCCUGUGCAACUUCUCACACAAUCAUCUCACACACGCCCUAUUCAACGGCGUCACACUCUUCUUCUUCGGAAGGUAGGGAGUGGACGGGCGCACACGGCAGGAAGGAACCUCACUGAGAAAGAGAAUCUGCCUGUCUUGUGUUGCAGGAUGCUCGAGUCAGAGCUGGGUGGGAAACAGCUGUUUGCUAUCUAUAUGGUACACACAGCACUGCACAGCCAAUGCAGUCAGUCAGUGAGCCAAGUCUCUGGAGGCCGAUGGUCUGAACGAGUUUCUUGCUGUUCUUGCCGUGUGCGUUCUUCACCCAGCUGUGUGGCAUGGUGGGCAGCCUGGUGCAGGUGGGCAGACCCAUUUAGCCAGCGCAUGUGCCUGCCAUUAAUGUGUGAUGUGACCAGGCCUACACGAUGAAGGAAGAGGACAGGGGACGGAGUCCAUGGUAAGACUCAACUGGUCAACACGCACGUGGGAGUACUCACGUUAUUUAGCUGAGAUUCUACUUAGCUUAGAUUCAUCUCUCUCCCAUGUGGGAAUGAAUGUGUGUGCUGUGCGGCUGUGCGUGACUCAGUUUGGGUGCGAGUGCGGCCAUCUACGGUUUGAUGAUGAUGGCUGUGUGCCGCAACCCGGGCAUGAAGGUGGCUCUCUACGGAGUCGUCCAGGCGCCACUGGUAGUCAAUCAGCCUACUCACCUUCAUAGAUACACGCAGACACAAGGCUUGUGCAUGUGUGCCAUGUUGAGUGUGCAGGGUCUGGUGCUGGCCCUCCUCUUCCUGUACGAGAACCUAAUCCCCCAACCAAAGGAAGGUACGCACCACGCCACGCAUCGUGCAUACUUAUGUGGCACACCGCCAAUUCGUACGUGCCGUGCCGUCAGCUGGCUCGACCGGGCAUUUCGGGGGCAUCAUCGCGGGUAGGCACUCUCCUAUCUCUCCGCCAACAAACGUACACAAACGUCUCUGCAUAUCGGUACGUGUGGCGUGCAGGGGCGCUGCUGCAUUUCCUCAUCUAUCGCGUGUGAUCCCGAAGAGAUCAAUGCAUCGUCGUGGUGUGGGUGUGGUGUGGGUGGGUGGGGGACAUUGCUGUGCUGCUGUGCGGUCUUGCUGCGAAGGAAGCCCGCCAACAACACAAUGAAGUUCAGGACGGGGCUAGAGGGUCACUUCUACAGGGAGGGCCACUCCUACAGGGAGAGGCCCUCCCUGUAGGAGUGGGAGAAACAAACCUUGGUUGAUGCAGGCGAGAGGCGGCCAGAGCGGCAGCUCAACAAGCGUGUGCAGACAUCGCUGCAGCAGACAGACGCUUUUGCCCCGUAUCCAGCCGGGCAGAGGCCGCAGUAGCUAGACAUAGUCAAUACGGGUUUUCCGCUGACUACGGCCUUCACAAGCUGCGCUGCAUCGAUCUGUCGAUGGAUGGACGGAUAUACUGGCGGAUGGCAAGUGUAUGUCUGAUUUCGCCGGGCUGCGCCCUCGGCUAUUUUGUCCUGUGAUCUCGCUCCACGCCAGCCAUGUGACACAUAUUUCAUAUGUACGGUACUCGUUCAAGGCGUCGGAAUCCG
Vitrella brassicaformis is the source of this 2739-nucleotide messenger RNA. NCBI's taxonomy places the organism in Eukaryota, Vitrellaceae. The record is from the annotation of a GenBank genome assembly.